This is a messenger RNA of Phacochoerus africanus (Common warthog), 939 nucleotides long. Its product is annotated as olfactory receptor 7D4-like. Gene Ontology annotation, molecular function: olfactory receptor activity; G protein-coupled receptor activity. Gene Ontology annotation, biological process: G protein-coupled receptor signaling pathway. The record is from RefSeq and is a predicted model, not a curated record. Bases 1 to 939 code for a protein of 312 amino acids. Gene Ontology annotation, cellular component: membrane. NCBI's taxonomy places the organism in Eukaryota, Metazoa, Chordata, Mammalia, Artiodactyla, Suidae. The transcript has a single exon.
AUGGAAAUAGGGAACCAAACAGCUAUGUCAAAAUUCAUCCUUCUGGGAUUUUCAGAAGAUAUGGACCUGCAGCCCCUCCUCUUUGGGCUGUUCCUGUCCAUGUACCUGGUCACUGUGUUUGGGAAUCUUCUCAUCAUCCUGGCCAUCACCUCUGACUCCCACCUCCACACCCCCAUGUACUUCUUCCUCUCCAACCUGUCCUUCACCGACAUCUGUUUCACCUCCACCACCCUCCCCAAGAUGUUAGUGAACAUCCAGAUGCAGAACAAAGCCAUCACGUAUGAGGGCUGUCUUACCCAGAUGUAUUUUUUCAUGAUCUUCGCUGGGCUAGAUGAUUUGCUACUGACGGUGAUGGCCUAUGACCGGUUCGUGGCCAUCUGUCACCCUCUGCACUACACAGUUAUCAUGAGCCCUCGCCUUUGUGGUCUCUUGCUUCUGCUCUCUUGGUUAAUCUGCCUGACAUAUUCUUUGAUUCAAAGUUUGAUGGUUUUGAGGGUGUCCUUCUGCCAAGAGACAGAAAUUCCCCACUUCUUCUGCGAGCAUGCUCAGAUUCUCAAGCUCGCCUGCUCUGACACCCUUGUCAAUGACAUCGUGCUGUAUUUUGUAACUGGCCUGCUGGGUGUUAUUCCCCUGAUUGGGAUCCUUUUUUCUUAUUCUAGAAUUAUCUCCUCCAUAAUGGGCAUUUUGUCAGCUGGCAGGAAAUACAAAGUCUUUUCCACUUGUGGGUCUCACCUCUCAGUUGUCUCCUUGUUUUAUGGUGCAGGCCUUGGGGUCUACCUCACUUCUGGAACAGCCCAUCCCUCCAGGAAGGGUACAAUAGCCUCAGUGAUGUACACAGUGAUUGCCCCCAUGCUGAACCCUUUCAUUUACAGUCUGAGGAACAGGGACAUGAAGGGGGCCCUGAGGAGACUUUUCACUAGAGGAAUAUACUCUCAGUGA